AAUCAAUGGCAAGGGAAUAUGGAAUUUCAGAUGAGCAUAUUGAUGUUGCAAUCACAUACUUAAGUGAUGUUGGUGAAAUCAUGUAUCACCCAAUGGAAGAAGCAUUAAAGGACUUAGUGGUGAUUCAACCGAUGGAGAUAGUUAAGUAUUUCAGGACUGUGUUCACCAUCCAAGAUGAACAACAAUGGAAACCAAAAUUUAUCGAUGACUGGAAAAGGUUGAAAAAAGGUGUUCUGACGAAGCCCCUUCUUAAGCAUCUUUGGAAGGAGUUUCCAAUACUUAACGACGACGACACAAUGUUUAAUUUUUUUGUCAACUUGAUGAACAAAUUUGGCCUCAUAUGCCAAAAAAAGAAACAAAAUACUGCUUCAGAUGAUAUUGCUUACUAUGCUGUUUCACAUUUACAACCAAAGCAAUAUUCAGAAGAUCCAAAAGAUGACCAAGGGGAUGACAAAGUAUCCAUCUUCCAUGACUUCUGUGGUUUUCUUCCCGACUAUUUAUUCCAUCUGGUCAUCACAAAAUUCAUUGAAGAGUUUCAGGUGGAAGAGGGAUAUGAACCUAAACUGGCAUAUGAGUAUGUAAAGAUUAGCAUUGACGAUCAUCAUUAUGUGAGGAUAGCAGUUGCAACUAUCAACUACUGUCGGAUGUUUAAGACAACAAUUGUGAGAAGACAAAAACCCAAUGACCCUUGUGUUGUGGAACCAAGUCCUGUAACAUGUAAAAAGGUAUUGGAUUCCCUUAAUAAAGUCCUUAUAGGUUUGUGUUCACCUGGAAAAGGGAUUAAGUACAAGAUGUGUAUACCUUGUAGGCCCAGUGACAAACAGCAUUGCAUGCACAUUGUUGAAACUUUCAACAAAAAUACUGUGUCAUGUGACGAUUUUGUAAUACCCAUCGAACGCUAUUGCAGAUUGUUUGGAGAUGCCAGUGAAGGUGUUACAGAUAUGCAAAGUUUGAGCCGUGCUGCUUCAUCUAAGCAGGUUGCAAUUCAAGAAAUGACAGUUAAGCAAUUCAAUGUUCUUAAAAUGGAUGUCUCCGAGUGGUAUGACAGCAACCAAUGUCUUCCUAUGUUGAAAGUGUUGUUCAGAGAUCAUGUGGAAAUUGGGAGACUAUCAGGAUUAACUAACACAAUGGAAUUACUGAAUGAAUUGGUUACACGUAAUCACUUGCAUUUAAAAAAUAUUGGUAUUUUGUGUGAUACCAUCAGCAUAACUGAACAUAAUGGUCUUCAACAAAAGAUUGCAAAAAGACUACCAUCAUUCCCAGAUGUUAAGGAUAGAAUCAUUACAAAACAGUUCACAAAUCACAGACGAAAACUAAUGAAAUGUGGGAUGAAACUGACCUCAGCCGAUGUUAGAGGAAUUGAUGGAUUGUAUAAUAUUCCUCUUAAAAAAUACACUGACAGUUGGAGUAUGAUCACUGAUUUUGAAAACAGAAUGGAAAUCAUUGACGGAGAUAUGGAGGAAUUCAUUGAUUCAUUGGAAAUCCUUAAAAUCCCUCUUGCAUUGAAUGCACUGAAAGAUGCACUAUAAUUUUAUUGAAACAACUAAAUUUUAAGGAGAAACUUUAAUCAGUGUAUAUCUGCACCUUGACAUGGAAUGAGAUUACGUGAACAGGAUUAUACAAAAUCGAAGCAACAUCUUGGAUGCGAGGUGAAUGGGCCGAGCGGUUAGCAGGGGCGCCGCAACAUACAGCCAUGAAAUCUGCACUGCUUUGAACGGCUCGCUCGCCUAAUGGUUCUAGUGGUAGAGCAAAUCUUCUCGGAUACGGACUGUAAACCAUAGACCCAGUGUAUACAAGAACCCAGUACCAUUCCAGACAAGUAAGGGGAUACUCCAGUGUACUGGUAGAGACAGCCCCUGUGGUGGACGGCGAGUUGCUGGUACUGGGUAGCACAGACACAAAAGG
This is a messenger RNA of Anneissia japonica, 1905 nucleotides long. RefSeq lists its product as uncharacterized. Gene Ontology annotation, biological process: regulation of apoptotic process. The transcript has 9 exons. Bases 6 to 1529 code for a protein of 507 amino acids. Lineage: Eukaryota; Metazoa; Echinodermata; Crinoidea; Comatulida; Comatulidae. Gene Ontology annotation, molecular function: protein binding. The record is from RefSeq and is a predicted model, not a curated record.